Molecule: messenger RNA, 959 nt
Organism: Cuscuta campestris
Lineage: Eukaryota; Viridiplantae; Streptophyta; Magnoliopsida; Solanales; Convolvulaceae
Source: the annotation of a GenBank genome assembly
AUAUUUUUUUUAUUAUUAAUCAUUUAAAAUUUGAUAUAAUUUCUUUCCGUGCACGAGUAUGAAUAUAAUUUAACCAAGUAUUGGUAUAAUAAAAUGUCUACAAAAAGAAAGGAACUUUUAAUCAGACGCAACAACAAGAAGCUCAAUGGCGCGCAACAUCUCGUAUAUCACCGGCUCCAAACUCAUCGAAUCCCUCAAAACCUACCGUCCCAACAUCGCCAUCAUCGACGUCCGGGAUGAUGAGAGAAAGUGUGAUGGGCAUAUACGCGGAUCCAUUCACUUCGCCAGCAAUACAUUCUUGGACAAACUCCCCACUCUUCUCCAACAAGUCCAGGGCAAAGAUACCCUCGUCUUCCACUGUGCUCUUAGCCAGGUUCGGGGCCCAAGAUGUGCACGUAUUUUGGCGAAUCAUCUUGCUGAAAAUGCAGAGGAGAGUGGAAUGAAAAAAACCAUCAUGGUUUUAGAGCACGGCUUUAACGGAUGGGAAGGUGCCGGCAGACCUGUGUGUCACUGCACAGAUAAUCCCUGCAAGGCUGAAAUGGAGAAUUGAGUUGUAGCCAUUUUCCAUUGCUAUGAAAAGAUGUGCUUUGUUAUACAAGAAAAAGGGGAAGACCUUUGCGCUUCCUAGAUCAAGGGCUCGUUUGGUAAAUGGCUGUUCUGCCAUUAUUUAGCGGCUUUGACUAAUAUUAGCUGUUUGACUUGGUAAAAGAAAAUGUGUUUUAUAUGUUUGAUUGAUGGCCUAUUGAAAUUGAAAUAAGAGAGCAGCGUUUCAACUCGGUCUUUAAAGAGAUUUUACUUUUUAGCCCUUUUGUUCAUCUUUCUUUCUUGGAUCAACGCUUGAAUCCUUGUUUUUUUAACCUGAAGCUUGAAUUCGGAUGCAAACUCGCCCCAAAUUAUAUACUACCGUUGCAGUGUAUUCGUUCAGUUUUGUUUUAUCCAAUUAAACUUUGGGCUCUAAU